Molecule: messenger RNA, 666 nt
Organism: Peniophora sp. CBMAI 1063
Lineage: Eukaryota; Fungi; Basidiomycota; Agaricomycetes; Russulales; Peniophoraceae
Source: the annotation of a GenBank genome assembly
AUGUCCGCCACUGUUACCAUGACCGCAGCACAAGCACUCGUCAAUGCCCAGAAGAAGGCUGCGCGCCUCUCCACCAUCACCUCGAUCAACAAGGACGCGAACGCGCAACUCUCUCAAGUCAUUCGUCAAAUGCUUGCACAGCGCAACGCGAAGCCCCGUACCCGUUCUUUCCGCGACAAGUUCUUCGAUAUCCGCAAGCGCCGCGGUGUACCCAGCAUCAACCUUGCCGCCCUCGCUGCCUGCCCGCCGGGAAACAGGCACCAGCCUCCCGUCAUCCUGAUCCAGGGUCCCUCGCCGACUAUCGAGUCGUUGCCUCCCAAGGCUAUGGAGCGCCGCCUCGCAACAUACAAGGACAUGAACACCAUCACGAAGUACGACUCUGAGCAAGACGCCGAGAUCAAGUACUACAUCCAGCUGCGCGACUACUACUCAGCGCUCCAGAUCGAGCAGCCUUCAUUCAUCCCUUCAUACUAUUGGUUACCUCCAGUCGCGCGCAAGCCUGCGCCCUCAGUCGAGCCUGUGCCUGUACAAGGGUGGGUGAACAUGGCACCGUGCCCUGCACCGGCGAAGCGGGGACGCGAUGAGUCCAGUGACGGCUACUCCCGCCAGCCUGCCAAGCGCACUCGCCACUCGAUUUCCAUCUCGGCCGCUCCCUGCAACCAAUGA